Meloidogyne enterolobii is the source of this 279-nucleotide messenger RNA. The record is from the annotation of a GenBank genome assembly. NCBI's taxonomy places the organism in Eukaryota, Metazoa, Nematoda, Chromadorea, Rhabditida, Meloidogynidae.
AUGGGUCGACCAUCAGCAAAUUAUCCACGUCUUCUGAAAAUUGAAAUGCCAACGAAGAUUGGCGCACAAAUGCUCAUUCGUAACCGUGGCCGCCUCCGAGAACAUGCGCAAUUCAAAAACGUCCGACUCCGCGAAUCCUUAUCCUCUGCUGGCCUUAAAGCGAAAAAAGAACUGGAAGAAGAAUGCAAAGCUGAAAGAACGAGAACAGGUCUCGAUUAUAUAAUUUAUGCUGGGAAAGUUAUUAAACGGGAUGAAAUCCCAAAUUUUCGCAAAAUUUAG